This is a messenger RNA of Papilio polytes (common Mormon), 2031 nucleotides long. Its product is annotated as 2-aminoethanethiol dioxygenase. Lineage: Eukaryota; Metazoa; Arthropoda; Insecta; Lepidoptera; Papilionidae. Gene Ontology annotation, molecular function: oxidoreductase activity, acting on single donors with incorporation of molecular oxygen, incorporation of two atoms of oxygen. The transcript has a single exon. Gene Ontology annotation, cellular component: mitochondrion. The record is from RefSeq and is a predicted model, not a curated record. Bases 92 to 862 code for a protein of 256 amino acids.
UGCUGACAGUUGUGCUUUGUUAUCGUGCAGAAUAUUUUCCACUUAUUUUACAAGAACAAAAUUUUCGUGUAUUAGUGCAGUCAGAUUUCAUAUGGAUAUAAGAGAUGAAGCGAAGUCCGCAAUGGAAAUCGUUAACGUUCCGCCGAUUGUAUCAACAUACCGACAGGCAUUGCAUACCUUCGAUGACAAGUACAAAAGCGAUCUUAAGACAAACUUACUUAAGUUAAAAUCUAUGAUGAAUAAUUUAAAAGCGGAAGAUUUGGGAUACGAUAAUACUCUAAGUGAUCCGGGGACUUGGCGGAGACCGAACAAGGCGCCGUGUACAUAUGUGGAAGUGUUUCAAAAUAGUCUUGUAAAUAUGAGUAUAUUUGUUUUAAAGCCGGGUUUUAAAAUGCCAAUGCAUGACCAUCCACAUAUGCACGGGCUACUGAAAGUGAUCUCUGGUGCUGUACGUAUAAGAAGUUUUACGGAAUUUCCGCUCAAAGAGGCUGUUAAUGAAAUUGAUUUCGCAAUUCGUGCUAAACACGAAGCCGCUCGUAUCGCGCACGGGAUUCAUAAACGUAGAAGAUUAUUUGCGACAAUAUCACAAGACUCAAUAUGUGCUGCGAAUAGUGAAACUUGUGUUCUAACACCAACAAUAUCAAAUUAUCAUGAAAUUGAAGCAUUGGAAAUGCCAGCUGCAUUUUUUGAUAUACUUUCCCCACCUUAUGACACACUUAUAGAAGACAUAGGACCUAGAAGAUGUAGAUAUUAUUAUGUAGCUAAUGAAAUAAGCACCAAUUUAGUUGAAUUACAAGAAACAAAAGUGCCAGAUUGUUUUUAUUGUGAUCAAGUACCAUACUUAGGUCCAUAUCUUGGGUAAGAAUUAUUAAUAAUUAUUAAAACAAGUUAUUUUUAUAUAUUGAAGUUAAGACACAUAUAUCUAUGUUACCACAGUAACUUGUAUCUAGUUAGUACUGGUGUUUAAAUCUAUUGCUAAUAAUUUUUCAGUGUUUUUAAUUAAAAAUGCUCAUUGUUUUGUUCCAUAUGACAAUUUAUUUAAAAAUGAAGAUAACCAAAACUGCUAAAUCGCAAGGAUUUCUCAAACAUCUCAAGUUGAAAGCAAAACUUGUAAUGUUCUGUUCUUUUAAAUUUUACUUUAAAAUAAAAGUAGAUACUAUAAUCAACUGCGAAGAAUUAAAAAAAGCAAUACCGACUGAAUACAUAUAAAAGAUGAAUAUACACAAACAUCAAAAAGAUUCAAACUGAAAAAGAAUAGUUUUGGCAUGUGAGAUUUCGACCCAGUUUUUUUAUUAACUCUUACUUCCACUGCAGAUAUUUUGUGUAUGUGUUAUAUACUUUGUGACACUCUAGGAAAGACUAUUAAUCAAUUGACACCUCAUUCAUUAAAAUUGGUUCAUUUGUUGAGGCUGUAGGGAUUAUUCCCAACCGUCACUCUGCUCUGUCCCUACAUGAGGAGAGAUGAGAAUGAAAAGGUUCAUCCAUCUCACCUUUAGGUAAUGAGGGGACAGUUGGAACUUAUUUUAUUUCAUAACAGUUCUAUCUGUUACCUUAUUGGUGUUAGUAGGACUAAAAGGUGGGACAGGAGAAACAUUUUAUUAUUAUGUGUGGCAGAGAGGGGCGACGGUUGGGAAUAAUCCGGCUGUAGGAUAUCACAAUAGAAUUUACAUAUACAGAAAAAAUAUACAGACAUAUUACAUACUUUCUUCUUUUAGGAAGUAGGUCAACAAAGACAGACACAAACUUACAUACACACAUUUACACAAAAAGUUUUUUACACAUUGUGCAAAUGGAAAUAUGUGUUGAAAUUUUUUUAUCUAUUUUGAUUAAAAAAAAUGGUUAUUACCAUUUUGCUUGUUUUCUGAGACAUUGUUACCUAAUGUUCAAGUUAAUGGACCAAAAAUGUUAUAUAUAAGCUUAGUAUUGGCGGAUAGUGAAAAUGGUAGAGGCUUAGGUAAAUAUAUCUUAUAAAAUAUUUAGGGCCUGUCCCACCAAAUUGUUAAUGUCUGAUAACAAUCGAACAUGUAAAAU